Molecule: messenger RNA, 1122 nt
Organism: Entamoeba invadens IP1
Lineage: Eukaryota; Evosea; Mastigamoebida; Endamoebidae
Exons: 1
Coding region: 1-1122 (373 amino acids)
Biological process (GO): signal transduction
Molecular function (GO): GTPase activator activity
Source: RefSeq, a predicted model, not a curated record
AUGCGGUCAUUGAAAGGUCUCAGUGAAGUCAAAGCGAAAGUCCCAUUACAACGGGUAGAGAAUGUAGAGGAGGUCCGACAAAAACUCACUGAUGGGCUAACUUUUCUUUCUGCUGAGCAGUCUGUCUUCCAGAAGAUCACGAAGGACACUGAGAAUCUGUCAUUACACAUCAACGAAUUAGUGGAACUGUACAAUGACCCACAAACAUAUAAAUUAAUAAAUGAUAAGCAGAUAGCAGCGAUACUUACUAGAUGUAUGUUUUUGUAUGGCGAACUUGAGAUGUGUAAGAAGAGGCAGUCAGAAGCUAUACUCAAAUCAGAAGAAGUGACCACCAAUUUGCGGCAAACUAUAAAGAAGAUGAACACUAUGUCAAAGGACGAAAGUGUCUCAGGGGUCGAGAAGAAGACUUCCUCAGUAAAGAAAGCUAAUAUGGACAUCAAGGAGUCACCAGAACUCACUAUUAAUUUCUUAGAUUCUUACAAAAACUUGUGUAUGAACGGACAGCUCUUCUUCUCUCAAAAAAUCGAAAGUCAGUGGAAGUCCGGCGGCUCCGUCAUACUAUACCGGGACAGACCUCUCAGCCAAAUUUUGACCGAAGAAAAACGAAAAAAAUCACAACUGCCUAAAGCUCUUGAAACUAUAAUUAAUCUAUUAAAAACUAAAGGAAUGGUCGAAGGUGUUUUUCGAUUAUGUGCAAAAGCGAGUGACGUGGAACAAAUUUUGAAUACGAUGUCAGUCACUGAUUUUGAAAAUUGUUCAGCUAUAGAAUUGGCCUCUGUGUUAAAGAGAUUUGUGAGAGAUAUUCCGGGCGGUGUGAUUGAUGAACAGGUCCAACAAAGUGUUGUCAAAAUCUGGGAGAUUGAAAGCGUGACAAGAAAUGAUCGCAUCAAACAAGUCGUUUUGUUAUUAAACACUUUGCCCGAGGAAAAUUAUGUUGUUAUUAAAGAGGUCUUCAAAAUGUUAUUGGAAAUCCACAAAAACGCAAAGGUGACUUUAAUGAAUGCCGAUAACUUGGCUGUGUGUUGGACCCCCGUCUUGUUUGAUCUUCUUGAUUUGUUACCUAAAAUGAAAGAAGUUACAGAAAUAGUGAAGGAAUUUGUUCUUAAUGCUAACAUUAUUUAA